AGUUCAUUUCCGAAAACAUAUCUGCAUAUAUAAUUUUCCGUCCUUCACUAUUUCAUCAUUUUUUUCUCCAAAACUUCUCCAAACCCUCUCCAAAACUCAAUCAAUCUUCAUCCAUUUUUCGUCCUGAAAUCAAGUUUCAAACCGUUGAUCACGUUACAGGGAGCAUAGAAAGCUACAAUUUGAGGUAUGGUGCAUCCGGACAACAUUGUGCAAGACAAUGACGUAGUAGUUCAGGAAGUUGUCAACGUUAAUAACGAUCCGGUUAUCGAAGUUUAAUCUAUGAUCAAUGCGGUUGAUGUACGACAACAAUUUACAAAUGAUCGGAGCUUCGGUAGUCGUGAACAAUUUCUUGAUUGGGUUCGUAACGAAGCUAGUAAACUUGGAUUUAGAAUUGUUAUUUUAAGGUCCGACAAUGGAAAUAGUAGGCGAAAAGCUUUCGUUGUUUUGAAUUGCGAACGGGGUGGGAGUUAUGUACAAUCAAACUGGGUGCUAAAACACGAAGACACGGGAUCGAGAAAGUGCGGGUGUCCGUUUAAGUUGCGUGCUACUCGGAGGGUUGAUGAUUUGUGGCGUUUAAGCGUCAUUUGUGGAGUUCAUAAUCAUGCCUUGGAUGCCAAGUUACACGGGUAUCCAAUGGCGUGUCGUUUGUCUCAUGAAGAGAAGAUUGUGAUUUCGGAUUUAUCGAUAGUUAAAGUGGCGCCUCGCAACAUACUUGCCGAUUUGAAUCGGAAAAAACCGGAUAACGUUUCAAAUAUCAAGCAAGUUUACAAUGAACGACACAAUCUCAAAGUUUUGAAAAUGGGCCCUCGGUCGGAAAUGCAACAACUUUUGAAAAUAUUAGGCGAUAACAAAUAUGUGUCAAGCUUCCGAACGUCCGAGGAUAAAGUUACGGUGCGUGAUAUUUUUUGGACUCAUCCUGAAAGUAUCAAAUUAUUCAACACAUCUCCAACCGUUCUAGUUAUGGAUUCGACGUACAAGACAAACAAAUAUAGGCUUCCUCUUCUAGAGAUAGUCGGUGUGACCUCGACGAACAAGACUUAUUCGAUCGGGUUUGCUUUUUUGGAGUGUGAAAAAGAAGAAAACUUUACAUGGGCUUUGGGAAUAUGCAAGUCUUUGUUAGUUGAUCAAAAGGUUAUGCCAAACGUCAUUGUCACCGACCGGGACAAUGCUUUAAUGAAUGCGGUCGAUACCGUCUUCCCGACAUCUACCGUGUUACUUUGCCGGUAUCGCAUAACUUGCAACGUGAGAAGUAAGUUGAAACCCGCGGUUGGGACAAAAGAUAGGCCGGAUGAAAACGGUAAAGUUAUCAAAGCCGGUGUUGUGGUUGAUAGGAUAAUGGCGGCAUGGAGGGAAAUUUUAAAUGCAUACUCCGAAGAGGUGUAUACCGAGAAAUUGGUACACUUAAGGUCUUUGUGUGGUUCCAUUAAGACUUUUUGUCAUUACGUCGACUCCACCAUUCUUGACAAAGUCAAGGAAAAAGUCGUGUGUGCUUGGAAAAAUCGAGUUAGACAUCUUGGUUGCCCCACGACUAACCGAGUUAAAUCCGCACAUGCGGUUUUGAAGAGGUGGUUGGGUGAUAGCAAGGGAGAUUUGUGUCGGGGAUGGGACACCGUGAACCAAAUGCUCCAAAAUCAACACAAUGGAAUUCAAACAUCGUUCGGUCGGAGCAAGACGGUUAUGGAACACCGGUAUAAGGGCCAAAUUCUAUACUCCCAAUUGAUUUCCAACAUAUCCCAUCGGGUUUGGAUUUUUUGUUUCAUGAAGCGAAGCGGUCGGAGACCACGGGGCCGGAUAGUUCUUUAUGUGGGUGCACCAUUAGAAAGACAUACGGCCUUCCAUGUGCUUGUAUACUUUCAAAAAAGAAGAAGUUGAAUUCACCAAUACGCAUGGGUGAGGUAGCCGACCAUUGGAAGAAGCUUCGUUUUGAUGAUUUUGACCCGCCGAAAGAAAAUGACUCCAAAAUCACCAUCGCUGACGAGUUGGAAGUGAUAAUGGAGAAGUUUGCUAAUGCGGAUGACACAAUGAAAAUGCACAUAAAAGAACAAUUACAGAAAAUUGCAUUUCCGGAGACCACCGAUUUGAAACCGCCAACUCAACCGGUUAAAACGAAAGGUGCACCGAAAAAGUCCAAAAAUACACAAGAAGACACAUCAAGAAAACGAUCUCCUUCCUACUUUGAACAUGUUGAUGCAUCAUUCCCGGAUUCACCGACACCGAAGUCCAACUGUAGUGGUGUCAUACCCUAAUUUUGACCCCCCCUGAGAUGUCAUACCUCUAAGUACCUCAUCAAACUCAAGACAGGUACUCAGGGCAAUCACUUGUUUGUCUGAUACCCAGUCGAGGGUGCUCGAGGACAAAAAGUUCAAGCAAAGGAUCAAUCAAUAUGAGAAUAACCUCUAAUGCAAUCAUAGGAUUUAAAUGAUUCAUUUAUUCACCUAUGUUGAUUAGACAGCAGUUAUCAGCACUGAGGUUUGCUCAGCUAAGGUUUUUAUCCCAUCGAGGACUGAAAUCAGGGACCACAUUUGGGAAACCCUAAAAAGCUCCAGGACACCUAUCAAUUGGUUUAAUCAUCUUAAAAUAAUCCAUAUGAAAAUAUCCAUAAGUCAUUACACUUCAAUUCAAGAUCUACAGUCAUCAAUUUCAUCUGGUCGACAAUUAGGGUUUUUGACCUAAUUCACCAAAAUAGUUGACUUUUAAUUAGGACAUGGUGCCACAAUUCAAAGAAUGGCUCAAUAUCCUCCAAUAAAUCAAUAUGAUCCAUUCAUACCAUUCAUUUGAUGAGGAUAGCUUAAUUCACUUGAAAUCUCCAGAAACACGAUUCACUUGAAAAAGUCAACAAUACAAGAUCACCAUUGACUUUUUGGAAAUUUUAGUCAACCAUGACUUUUGAAGUUUUAAAUCAUCAAUAUAUGAUAUUUGAAGUCAUUUGAUCAAGGAAAAUCAAGAAAAUCAAUCAAGAAUCAAAAAGUCAAAGUUUGACUUUUCACACUUAGAAAAUUUUCUAAGUGUUUUCAAGUGGUUUUUACCAAACUUUGGAAGGGAAUAUCUCAAAAUUUCACCUACAAAAUGAAAAAAACUUCCAACAUGAAAGUUGUAGAUUUUGAUCCAUUGAACAACUUUGUCACAUAUGAUUUUUUGCCUAGAAAUCAACCAUUGAAGAGAUAUGGAGCUUCAAAGUGACUGCCUUCACAAAACUAGCAAGAAAACCCUUGUUUUCUUCAAACUUUAUGGGACUUUUUCACUAACUUCCCUAAGGAUUUUGGGCAAACACUAAACUAAUUAAUUGAAGUACAUAUCAAGGGCUUUUCAAAUUGUAUUCAAUCAUCUUCUAAUUCAUUAUGAGCUAAGAGAUAUGGUUAAUCAAAGUUUGGACAUUUGAAGUGAAAUUAUGGGUCAUGUCCAAAUUUGAAUUUUGCAAACUUUGUACCAAUGCCUCUACCAAUUGAUGCAUUCUUGUACAUGACAUAUCAGAAAGGAUAUAGAGGAAUCAAAUGCAUUAUUUCAUCAUUUUUGGCCAAGUUGCAAGAAUUCAAUGCCAUGUGAUUAAGUAAUCAUUACAAAAUGGAAUAUUGGUGAAUCAUCAAGGAAUCUUCUCCUAAGCCAUUUAGAGGCUUCUCUGCAUCAGAAAUGAUCCCUAAAGAUCAGAUUAAAUCAAGGGCUAGGGCUUGGGAUCAAGAGCAAUCAAAUUGUCAUCAUUGCAUUUUGGAUAUUUCUUUGAAUUCCUUCAUAACCAAGAAACCAAAUUAAACUCACUUAGCAAGCUCACUCUCUACAAACACACUGAACUCUUUGCCUAUAAAUAAGAGAGCAUACCUCAGUAAUUAGACACACCAAAGCAACAUAAUUCUUGCUUUCUCUCUUCUUUCUUCAUACUUAAGUUUUUCAAAGGUUCUUUGGCAAGAAGACUCGGAUUCUUCAAACCAAAUCUCUUCCUUUGAAAUUAAAUAUUCAAACACAUCAAGGGAGGUAUUUAGAGGUGAUCUAAACCUCUGGAACACUUCUGUACAUGGAGAAUCAUCAUCUCCACCUCUCACUUGGAGCUGUUUCAGUUGGGGUCGAGCAAGAAGUUCUGGGCAGUUUCAGUCCAAGCCAAGCAUCUCAACACCUUCCUGAGGGACCACUGAAGCUAUCUGGAUCGUUGCAACAACUCUGUAGCACACUUUGAUCAGAGCUCAACCUCCAUUUCUGAGGUAAGUUUCAUGAACUUCAAACUCCAUAAUUCACGCAUGAUAAAUUAAAAAUGAAGUUACCAUUUGGUUUCUGCACCUUCAAGGAUCAUUAACCCUCAAUCAAUUGCAUCAUACCAUGCAUAUAAAGUAUUUCAUGUUAAUUUCCAGUUUUAGGGUUCUUAGUGUUCAUGCGUGCGACUUUUGAAUUACACUGAAAAUAAAUGAAAUCAAAGGAUACCAUCAUAAUCCUUGUUCAAAAACGAGCAAAAUCCAUGUUUACAUCUUUGAGUUUGGUUGAGAAAUGAGUGAGAUAGCAAAUUCAAAAAUUAUGGAAGCUUGAGGUUGAAGAUGAAGAUGGUGGCGCCAUUUUUUUGAAUUUCCCAGAAACGAGUUUAUUUUAUUUUGAAUGGUAGGUGUGUUAUCUACGAAUUCAUCGUAGUGUCCCAAUGGUUACAGCGCGCAUCCAAAAGCCUUGCCUUGCCUUAGGUCUGGGGUUCGAUCCCCCCCUAGACCUUUUGUUCAUUUUAUUUUUCCAACUCAUUGAAUGCUUUGCUUUCACAUAUAAUCAUAUGGGCUCUCUUCCUAAAUAGGCCACGCGCGUGGCCCAGUUGGAAUUUGUUUUGUUUGGUAACCUAUAGGGCGUGGGUUCAACCCUUGGCAAGACAAAACCCCUUUUUUUUAACACUAUUUUCUUUCAUUUUAUUUUAUAACUUCACAUGAUUAAAUCACCCAUCAAUUUAAAUCAUUUUCUUUUGAUUUUUUACACACUUCUCAUUUAAUAUAUCUACUUUGAGAUAUACCAAAAAAUUACUAAAAAAUAUAUUAUUUUAGUAUAUUUUAAUUAGGUUAAAAAAUCACAUAUUUUAAGUAUGUUUUAAUAUCUUAAAAAAUAUAAUUCUCACUUGAUUUUCAAAACCAAAUCUCUUGUAAAUAUUUUUGUGAUAAAACCCUAAUCAUUUAGGUCUUAAUCAAGAUUAGACUUUGUCAUUAUCUUAAUUAAGUUGACUGUUGUCAUGAAUUUAAACUGUUUUCAAAUCUCCGAUUAGCCGGACGGUCAAAGUUUUCAGACCACAAAACAGUAAUCAUUUCAAUUGCCAAUCAUUUUCAACUGUUUUUUUAUAAACAAUAAAUCAUUUUUAAUGGGCCUCUAAUAGAAUGUAAGUCCCAACACCUUUUUCUUUUCUUAGUUUGUUUUCAAAACUGUAUUUACAAAAUCUCCUUUGUGUUUUCAAAACAUUCUUCUGGUAUUUGAAGGGCAUUAUUCCCGGUGAAACUCUUCAGAUACCUAUGUGACCUUUGUCCAUCUUCACUUCUUCUGUUUUCAAAAACCUUUAACUGUUUAUUAUGAAUAUUCAACUGUUAUCAAUAAAAUUGCUGGUGAGGCUUUGUACAUACUCCUUCAAAGGCCUCCACUCCAUCCAGGUUAGGCUAUAUAGCUUUCAAUUUACAGUCUUUAUUUAAAAUUACUGUCAAAAUAUAAACUGUUUAUAUAUUGUUUAGAACUACGUCUGAGUGAAACCUUAGGACAGUUAAACUAUAUAUAUAUAUAUAUAUGUAUAUAUAUAUAUAUAUAUAUAUAUAUAUAUAUAUAUAU
Messenger RNA from Vicia villosa (hairy vetch), 5763 nucleotides. Its product is annotated as protein FAR1-RELATED SEQUENCE 6-like. The transcript has 2 exons. NCBI's taxonomy places the organism in Eukaryota, Viridiplantae, Streptophyta, Magnoliopsida, Fabales, Fabaceae. The record is from RefSeq and is a predicted model, not a curated record. Gene Ontology annotation, molecular function: DNA-binding transcription factor activity, RNA polymerase II-specific. The coding region runs from base 280 to 1872 and encodes 530 amino acids.